AUGGAUGCUUUGGAGAAGUCUCUGUCUAGUAUCAAGUCUUUUGAUUCGAAACUCGAUGUCUCCAAAGCCAAAUCAUUGGGUGACUACAGUAAUCCACUGAAGGACCUCUCCACGAUCUCUGAUACUAAAAUCAAUCCAAUCGAGAAGUCAAAAGCUCUGGAAACCCUUAUUGCUCAACCAACCAUUGAUCCAAAAACGAAAGAGGAUUUGGAAGAGAGUAAGAAGACACUGGACCAAAUGGUACCUUUGGAUCUCGAGUUCUCCAGUCACAAAUCUCAAUUCCAAAGUGCUCCGGCAGCAUUCAAGGCGGUCCAUGACUUUUUGGUGGGAUUCUUGUCGGUGGAGCACUCUCAAGUGAAUGAAAUUGAAAGUGGAAUCUCUAUGAUGACAGUUAUUGGAGGAUCUGGUGUUGGAAUAUUGUUGGUCGCUUGUUUAGCUGGUCUGAUCUUCCUUUUUAUCGUUCGACGCAGAGCUCAGAAGUUCAUCGACAAUAAUCGUUUGAUCAACGAAAAAACGGCAAGAGCAGCCCAUGUUAAGAUCUUGAACGCGAUGGAGGGCUUCAUUGAAGACGAGAAGGGUCAAGGGUAUACAAUACCAACUCCUGAAAAGCACCGGUACUAUAGCGAUACACGGUGCAAUCCAAAAACUCGUGUUGAAGUGAAAGCUUGUCCCCAAGGAAUUCAUGCAAAUUGGGUGAAGACUAGAAAGAAUAAGCGAUUCAUUGCAACACAGGCUCCCAUCGUUGACACUCAAGCAGACUUCUGGCAUAUGGUUACGGAACACUCAUCGGAGACUAUUGUGAUGCUGUGCAGCGAUGAUGAGAUAAAAAUCAACAAGUGCACUCAGUAUUUUCCUGCUACGAUCUACGAUGAGAAAGAAAAGAAGAAGAAAGUGGAGGUCAACUUUGGACCAUUCACGAUCACUGCAGACUCCGUGACGAAGAUUCUUGAUGACACGGUGUGUGAAAGAGUUCUGAAGGUUAAACACAAGGAGAAUAAAACUACGAGACGUGUCACCCACUACCAAUACCUUGCCUGGCCAGAUCGUUCGGUUCCAGAUGAUCAUGUUACAUCUCUGGCUCUGAUGGACUUGGUGAAAGACAGCAAAAAGCCGAUUAUUGUGCACUGUUCCGCUGGUAUCGGCAGAACGAUGGCUUUCAUUGGACUGCAGUUUGCUUACGAAGAAGUUCUGUACAAUAAGGGCAGCUCUUGGCUCGAUACCAUGGUCUACAUGCGUGAUUCUCGUUGGGGUGGAAUUCAAGCAUCGGUUCAGUCAGUGUGGACCCUUUUGGGUGUCUUUUUGCGUAUCAUGAGAAGAUACAAGCUAUCUAAAAAGCCAUACGAUGAGGAUGUUAAAAUCAUGCUGCAACACAAGAAAAACAAGCAAGCGAACAAAGAUGAAGGAGACAAUCGAGUAAUUAAACAGAGAGCAUUGGAAGCAGCAAAACAAGUAGCUAAAGGAGCUACUAAGACUGGUGCUUCGAGAACAACUGGUGGUAGUGAUUCUUCAUCCGAAGUUUCCAGUUAA
This is a messenger RNA of Caenorhabditis briggsae, 1527 nucleotides long. The transcript is spliced from 7 exons. Gene Ontology annotation, molecular function: protein tyrosine phosphatase activity. The record is from RefSeq and is a predicted model, not a curated record. Gene Ontology annotation, biological process: protein dephosphorylation. Lineage: Eukaryota; Metazoa; Nematoda; Chromadorea; Rhabditida; Rhabditidae. Bases 1 to 1527 code for a protein of 508 amino acids.